UCCCUCUUCUCCUUCCUUCCUGCAGCCUCGGCCCUUCUCCCUUGUAAAAAAGGAAGAUGAGACGCCGCAGCAGCCCGACCCCGAACCGAGCCCAGCUGCCCGCGGAAUGACGGACCGGAGGCCGAGCCCAGUCUCCGAACCCCGGCCCUGAAACCCCGGAGCUGCAGCGCUGUCGGGCCGAGCCGAACCGGGCCGUGCCGAGCUGAGCUGAGCCGAACCGGGCCGUGCUGAGCCGAACCGGGCCGUGCAGAGCUGAACCGAACCGGGCCGAUGCCCGGCUGAGCCGCGGGACUGAAGCGUCUCCAGCAUCUACCUGUCAUCCAGCGUCCCUGCAGGCUGCAGCAUGGACCGGUCCGGCAGCAUCCAGCUGGACAUCCCGGACUUCAGCAACUCGGUUCUGUCCCACCUGAACCAGCUGCGGGUCCAGGGCCGCCUGUGCGACAUCGUGGUCAACGUCCAGGGCCAGAGCUUCCGGGCCCACAAGGUGGUCCUGGCCGCCAGCUCGCCGUACUUCCGCGACCACAUGUCCCUGAGCCAGAUGAGCACCGUGUCGCUGACGGUGAUCCGCAACCCGUCGGUGUUCGAGCAGCUGCUGUCCUUCUGCUACACGGGCCGGCUCUGCCUGCAGCUCGCCGACAUCAUCAGCUACCUGACGGCUGCCAGCUUCCUGCAGAUGCAGCACAUCAUCGACCGCUGCACGCAGAUCCUGGAGGGAAUCCACCUGAAGAUCAGCCUGGCCGACAUGGACGAGGAGCCGCGGGAGGAGGAGCCCGUGCGGGGGUCCCGGGGCACUAGGACCCUGGAGAGCGUGGUGCGGGCGGCGGGGGGGCUGCGGCUGCUCGGGCCACGGGCCGCCGCCGCCGCGGAGGCGUGUGAGGCCGUCAGCCCGGCGGAGGAGCCGCUCAGCCCGCCGCCCACGGUGGAGCACAGCGGGCUGGAGGGGCCCGGGGCCCCCGGGGGCCGGGGGGGCAAGGAGCCCAUCCUGCGCAUCAACCGGGCCGGUCAGUGGUACGUGGAGACGAGCAGCGAGCCGGAGCGGGCCGGCAGCGCCGAGGAGGGCGGCGGCGUGGACGGAGUCCGGAUCAAGACGGAGAGGAUGGAAGAAUGGAUCGGCGCCGGGGAGGAUCAGGAGGGGGGGCAGGCGGAGGAGGGGGCCACCGUCAUGAUCGACACGUCGGGCCGCAGCACGCUGGUCACGGGGCCGCUGGGGGCCCGCAACUCGCAGCCGUCCUCCAGCUUCAGCGAGACGGACAGGUUCAGUCCCACCGGCAGCGUGGUCGUCCUCACCGAGCGCCAGAGAGCCAAGAGCGAGUCUCCCAGCAGAGCUGACGAGCUGCGACAGCCGAGCUCACAGGGGGAGGAGCACGCGGCGUUCGACAUGGGCGGCUACGAGGAGUACCUGCGGGAGCAGGUGGGCGACCGCUGGUUCCGCUACAACCCCCGGCUCACCUGCAUCUACUGCUGCAAGUCCUUCAACCAGAAGGGCAGCCUGGACCGCCACAUGCGGCUGCACAUGGGCAUCACGCCCUUCGUGUGCCGCAUCUGCGGGAAGAAGUACACCCGCAAGGACCAGCUGGAGUACCACAUCCGCAAGCACACAGGCAACAAGCCCUUCCACUGCCACGUGUGCGGCAAGAGCUUCCCCUUCCAGGCCAUCCUCAACCAGCACUUCCGCAAGAACCACCCGGGCUGCGCCCCCCAGGAGGCCCACAGCGCCUCCCCCGAGACCACCACCGCCUCCGUCACGUCCAGGGGGGGGCCCAGCGACGAGGCCUCGCCCAGCCAGGAGGAGCCGGAGGGCGGGGGGGGCGGCGGUGGGGGGGGCCAGUACGGCGAGGGCCCCCAGGCCUCGGUCUCCACCACGGGCCCCGACUGACCCCCGUAGACGGGCGGCGGCAGGGCUGAGGUCAGGGUGGAGGGCAGCGGAGCCGGUCCUGUUGGGCCCGACAGCAGCAGGACGCCGACCCCCCCCCGAAGUUGACGGACUCCCCAGAGUCCGAACUUGGAUUUUUUCCCGCUUUAAACCGCAUCUACCUUCACCAACCAAACAACCGAUUAAGCUAAGAUGAAGAAACGCCACACACUCCAACAACCUCAUACACCACCCAGCUCGCGGUCUCGCUAGCUCGCGGUCUCGCCAUCGCGGUCUCGCUAGCCCGCGGUCCUCACGGUUUCGCCAGCUCACGGUCUCGCGGUCGCGCCAGACCGCGGUCUCGCUAGCCCGCGGCUCCUUUAUGUUCCAGAUUUGUACUUUUAUAUUUCCAGGUUCACGUUGCAGCAACACGGUCGGACGGAGGCUUUGCCAAACUUUUCAGUGCCAGUUUAACGGUCCACAUCCUUCGUAUUUGCCUUGAGACAAUCUGGAGCAGUCGGGUCGGCGCCGGCGUGACGACCCUCGUGCUCGUUAGGCGCCACAACGGGGUCGAGUUCCAGUGUGAUCGGAGGUUCUGAUUGGUCGACGUGUUCUGGUGUUUGUCACAUCUCUGGAGCGGUCCAUGUGUCACACUGCAGGUUUUAAGUAUUUAUACCUCCUGGUAGACGUUAACGGCAGUUGCAGCUGCAGCAUUUCCAGAUGUUCCAGCAUCUGCUAAUUAGUUAACCUGAUCUGGACCACGUUUGGGUCUAAUCUGGGCCUCGUUUGCGCCUAAUCUGGGCCACCUUUGAAACUGUUCUGGCCCAUGUUUGGACCGCGUUUGGGCCUAAUUUGGGCCUUGUUUGCGCCUAAUCUGGGCCUCAUUUGAGACUGUUCUGGCCCAUGUUUGGGCCUAAUCUGUACCAUGUUUGGGCCUAAUCUGGGCCUCAUUUGGGCUUCAUUUGGGCAUAAUCUGGGCCUCGUUUGCACCUAAUCUGGGCCACAUUAGAGAGUGUUAUGGGCCUAAUUUGGGCUUCAUUUGGGCCUAAUCUGGGCCACGUUUGAAACUGUUCUGGCCCAUGUUUGGACCGCAAUUGAGCCUAAUCUGGGCCUAAUCUGGGCCUAGUUUGGGCCUAAUCUGGGCCACGUUUGAGACUGUUCUGGCCCAUGUUUGGGCCUAAUCUGGGCCUCGUUUGGGUUUGAUCUGGGCCUCGUUUGGGCCUAAUCUGGGCCUCGUUUGGGCCUGAUCUGGGCCCCAUUUGGGCCACAGAAACCUGCAGAUGUUUACCAUUAUUUACUCUCUGGGAGCCCAGGAAAGACCUGUCUAUCAGCUCCGAACUGGAAAUCAGACUGAAGUUAAAAUUGUUGACCUUUGGUUUUUCUUGAGUAAUAAUUUAACUCCAAUUUCAAUCCGUUUUAUCUUCAUAGAGACUGUUAAAUCUACAAAUUCAGCUAAACUAAUUAUUAAUCAGUAAUUACUCAAGAUUGGCUGCAUCUAUACAGGUGAAAUAAAUGUGUUUUUUUAGGGUUCUGUGCUUUUAAAACGCUGACAGACUCAGAACAACUCCGAUAACACUGGUCAGUCGAUCCGGCUUUAAGAUCCAUAUAAAUUCAGACUCACGUUUGACUGUUGUGGCUGCUGAACGCGUCGAGGGUCUCGUCGUCGAGCGGGCCGGACCAUCAGGCGGGACGUUGACGGGACAAACAGGAAACCUGGACGUCGUCCAGACUCAGAUAAGCUACACAGCUCAGUUACCUCUGAUCACUACGCAAUACAGCCGCUGCACAGCACGGCGCCACCGGGGGGCGCUCCGCUCCACCAAAUCUCCGUUAGUCUUCUCAGAUAUUUGUAACGUCAAGCAUGUCUUUGUUUUCCUUCUUCUGUUUUUUUGUAAACUGUUGCUCUGACAAUGUGUGACGGGAGACAGGUUUAUCGCUGGUGCCGCUCAAAGCGCCGCGACCGGAAACGUGUGUCACGUCUGGCUCACUUAGCCACGCCCCUAAACCCACCUGACAGGUGACCGACAGGUGCGGCGGGAAAAACCCCGAGGUCACCGAGAUGACUGAAACUGACCGAAGGAAUGAUCAUGUGACCAGACGUUGAUGGGUGAUCAUGUGACUUUACAUCUGAGUUGUGGUUUAACAGAAUCAUUGAAGAAAAAUAAACCCUCGUGUAGGGCUGGGCGAUAUGGACCAAAAGUCAUAUCUCGAUAUUUUCUAGCUGAAUGGUGAUACUCGAUAUAUAUUGAUAUUUUUUCUGUGCCAUAAUUGGGGUUUCCCCCAAAGCAUUAUAGCAUAGCAUAGCAUCUCUGUUAGCAUCUCUGUUAGCAUCUCUGUUAGCUUCAUUUUUUUCUGAGGCAAACCCUUAAAAAAACAGUCAGUUUUAAUACAAAGCCUUGUGCCAAAUGUCACACAGGUACUUUAUUAACAGAGGUCUGCACAAUAUCAAAAUGUUUAAAACAAAUGAAAUAAAAAUAAACUGCCUGCAUAUAUAGAAUAAAAAUGCUUCUUGAAUAAAAUAAAACAAAAAUCCUUUUCCUGCAUAACAAUUAAAUUAAAAUACACUGUGCAAUUAAUACAAUGUAGACAGUAACAGGCAGACUUUUCCACUGAGGUUGACAGUUGUGCAAAUAACAAAACAUUUGUGCAAAUCUCAAAUAAAACAUUCAAGUCAAUUUGUCACAAAAUAAGCUAUAUCAAAAUCGAAAAAAAAAUAAAAAAAAAUUUAAUAAUCGAUAUAAACCGAUCGAUAUUGUCUCGUACCAUAUCGCGUUUGAAAAUAUAUCGAUAUAUAUUAAAAUCUCGAUAUAUCGCCCAGCCCUAGGAGGACCCAUGACCUGCAACUGAGACCAGGCUUUCUGACUCUGGACAGCACAUCUGUCUCCAGAAGAUCAUCUAGACUGGUUCUGAACCAGAGGUUUCAUCAUCCCUGUCCAGAUUCAAAACCCCCGGUACCAGACGCAGCAAAGCAGCUCCAGAAAAGAACCGAGCCUCCUCCAUGUUCCACAGAUCCAGUUUUCUUUUCUUUGAAGGCUUUAAUUUUUGUCUGUGAACAUGGAGAUGACGGAUCGGGUCCCAAAGCUCCAGUUUUGUCUCAUCUUUUCCCAGAAGCCUCGAUGGUCCACUUUAAGGCUGGAUUAUGGUUCUGCGCUACACCCACACAAAGCACACGCCGCUGCCGUGACGCCGUCAUGAACCCCUUCUGACUUUUCUGUCACUCCAUUUCGCCGCGGUGCAAUACCCCCCGAGACCGCGAGGGGAGUGCAAUCUUUUCCUGAAUGGUUUAUCCGACUUUUCCAGUCACAGUGAAUCAAAUGGAUCAGAAUCAGAAUCAGGUUUUAUUGGCAGUUUAGAAUAACAUGUACUUGACUUUGGAUACACCGGCGGCGACACGAUGGUGUUAUGCAGCUAUUUUUCCAAGGGUAACACUGGGAUAGGGGGGGGGAGGAGAAAAAACACAUCUUCACACUGAGUAUAAUACGCAGUGUCAAGGUGCAAAAAACACCUCGGCACACAGAGCAACAACAUCAUUACAAGACUUGCAUGUGGGGGGUGGGGGGUGGAUCCCGGCACAGUACUUCCAAGUGAUCGCCGCGGCUUCAUGGCGCUCGAAACCCAGAGACUGCGUUGGGGGCGCUGAUAAGAAGGGGGGGCCCGGAAGGCGUUGAGUUGAGGGAGGUGUGGUAAUCAGCAAGUGUGUGUGUGUGAGCGGUAAGUCUGUGAAACUUCGCCCCAGAGCUGCUCCUCAGCCAUCGUCUUUGAUGUUAUCAGACGGCUCGGUACAGUUCGGAAAACAGGUCCGCAGAUGUUCCUGGGAGAGGGGAGGGCUAGUGGGGGCAAAGCCACUUAUUUUCAUUCCACCAGGGAGAUUGUGACUGGAGCGGCCGGCCAAGCUGCUCUGUCAAGGUCAGAUUAUAGAAUCAACAAUUGUAUUGAAAAGACGAAUUUGUGAUCAAUUCCCGCCAAGCCGAGCUUCCGAGCUUCCGAGCUUCCAACUUCUCCAGAUAAGGACAACUAUUGUGCAAAAAAACAAAAUAAAAAAAUACACGAAGAAAAGAGCGCUGAAAGUUCACGACUGCUUCACGAACCAGAACCCGGAAAUGCGUUGCUACCAAGCGAACCAAUCACAGCCCUCUCGCGGUCUUCGUUGGGUCUACAACCUCUUAAAGCGUAGUUACAAUUUUUGGGAGGUGCGCAUGGCCUGCGGCAUGGGGUGCGCGACAUGGCGCAUGCUCGGCGUCGAUUUGUUGCAGAACCAUAAUCCAGGCUUUAGUUCCAACAGUGAUGGGCAGUGUGAUCUGACCCUGAUGGACCUGGACCUCGGACUUCACCUUGAAUCUCUAGAUGUGUUCUGGAUUUUUUGGUGUCCAUCCGUCUCAUCGGGUUGUCAUCAGUUGUCCUGUUGUGUCCUCGUCCAGGGAGGUCGCCUAAACCUGAAUUUCUCCGGGGUCGGUCUGGUUUUAUUCUGUUGAACCACAACUCAAAAGCAGCGUCUGAUCUGUCGGUCGUCAAGUUUCAGUGAAUUAUUAUGACUUUUGUCAGUUUCAGGUGAUUUCAGUGACCGUGGAAGGUUUUCUCUUUAGAGGAGGGAUCCCGCCACAUCUGUCCACAUCUGUAUUUCCGUCUCGGGGCCGACUCGUCGGCUCUGACCGGUUUAUUUCGUCGGCCCACGGUCCGUCAGAGGAGAACGUUUCUCUGGCGGCGCCGACCUCCAGGUCGCCUGUCGGUGGGUUUAGUCCACCGCCACGGAUCAGUUUCUGCAGGGUUUACUCGCGUCUCAGCCGUUGACGAUGCUGUUUCUUUAGAAACGGGACCACAGCUCACUCCGAACACGUAGAGAGAUUUACACCCAGAACUCAGGCUUCCAGGUGGACGUGAUCCGCAUCGUGAAGAAACACGCCGUCAGUACUUUCAGGGCCGGGACAGACGGGAACGCUUCAGGACGAAGAGCCGGACCCGUCAGACCACAUGGAUGUACCAGGCCGUGGAGCCGGACUUUGAAUAACCUCCAGAGAUUUAUUUUCAGUUUUCCUGCUUCAGGACGGGUGCAGGUCGGCCCGGCAGGUCGCCGGAGGACACACGGCAUGGCGGCGCCAGCACUCCGACACGCCAAAACUACUUCAGCACUUAACAGCGGGAGGGAAGGAGUCGGACAGGUUGUCUGAGCCCACGCCGGCGGCCGAGCUGAGCGGAGAGACGCAGGAGGACCGGCGGGUUUGGAUCAGCGAUCACUGUUUUCUUCAGGACUGUGAAUCAGAUUCAGGGCGGAGAGUAAAUGUUUUUAUGCAAGUGAAGCCUGCGGCUGGAGUUUCCCUCUCAGAUCCGCCGCAGGAGCCGGCGCCACGCUCCCCCUUCAGGCCUAACCAGGAUCUAUCAGGUAUACAGACUCUGUCCCUCUGUCCCGUCCAGGGGACGACCUCCUUCCCCACGUAGCAGAACGGUAACGGAUAACCUCAGUGCAGUUUGCACACUGCAGAAAUAAAACUCGUGUAAAUAGGUUUUUAAAGCAGCGUCCCUGUCGCUGAUGCAGGACGGACCCCACGACGAAGAUACGGGCGAUACGGAACAAAUAUUUAUAUUCCCUGAAAACCAGGAAACCUCGUACGAGUGGACUGCAGCCACAGCAGACGCACGUUUCAGUUGGACUCGGAUCUCAGUUGGGUUCGGUUAGACGUCCCCGACCCGGGUCAUCACUUCCCACCCGACACCGCCGGGUGGUUCCGCACAAGUUCACUCUUUAAACCCCGACCAGUUUCAAAUCUCAUAAAUCAAUCAGGAUUCUAGAUUGUAAACGGUUCAAAACUGGGUCAGAGCCAGUCUAGGCCGGUUCUGAACCUGUCUAGACUGGUUCUGAGCCUGUUUAGACCGGUUCUGAGCGCGUCUAGACCGGUUGUGUUCAGUUAAGACCAGUUCUGAGCCAGUCUAGACCGGUUCUGAACGUGUCUAGGCCAGUUCUGAGCCAGUUUAGACCAGUUCUGAGCCAGUUUAGACCAGUUCUGAACCAGUCUAGACCAGUUCUGAGCCAGUCUAGACCAGUUCUGAGCCAGUCUAGACCAGUUCUGAGCCAGUUUAGACCAGUUCUGAACCAGUUUAGACCAGUUCUGAGCCAGUUUAGACCGGUUUAGACCGGUUCUGAACCCAUUUAGACCGGUUCUGAACCAGGAAAAACAGGUUCUGAGCCAGUUUAGACCAGUUCUGAACCAGUUUAGACCAGUUCUGAGCCAGUUUAGACCAGUUCUGAACCAGUUUAGACCAGUUCUGAGCCAGUCUAGACCAGUUCUGAACCAGUUUAGACCAGUUCUGAACCAGUUUAGACCAGUUCUGAGCCAGUUUAGACCGGUUUAGACCGGUUCUGAACCCAUUUAGACCGGUUCUGAACCAGGAAAAACAGGUUCUGAGCCAGUUUAGACCAGUUCUGAACCAGUUUAGACCAGUUCUGAGCCAGUUUAGACCAGUUCUGAACCAGUUUAGACCAGUUCUGAGCCAGUCUAGACCAGUUCUGAACCAGUUUAGACCAGUUCUGAACCAGUCUAGACCAGUUCUGAGCCAGUUUAGACCGGUUCUGAACCAGUUUAGACCAGUUCUGGACCAGUUUAGACGGGUUCUGAGCCCGGUCAACCCGAUUCUGGGCCGGUACCCUCCAGACGUAUCUUGGACUCCCCGACACCUUCAGUCUGAGACGACGAACGCUUGUUGGUUUAAUCCCAAACUCCAUUUUUGCUCGACUAACAAACAACCUCUUCAUCGGAACGACGGAUCUCAGUCUCGACUUCCUGCUUCUGUUCUCGAAGUCUCAUUUCAUAUUCCUCAUAUUUUGAGAGGGUGAACGCUGGAGAACCGGCUCGGUCUGAAAGCGGACAUGCUGCCCCCUGACACUCCCGGCUUUUUAGUUUCCACGUAACGUUUUGCAGUUUCACAGAUGCAAAGAUCCACUUCCUCUCCUCCGUUCACGGUGCAUCAUUUCAAGCCAGUUACGGCCGGGAACAAGCUGCUCCGGUCCGGUCGGAUCAGAGCUGCACUCAGAAAACCUUGCUAUCAACCUCAAUAGAAUUUCAUUUUCACUGUGAAGACAUGAUUUGUUGUUUUAAUGUUUCCAACUUUCAGGUCGUCAGCCGAGUUCUCAGCUUUCACUGAAUCCUCUGAUCAGUCGGGCUUGGGAACCUUUCAUGAAAGCCGCUCUGUAGCAGAACCACCUGAUCACGGGGGAACCCUUCUCAUACGUGUAGGCCCCGCCCUCUCUUACGAUGGGUUGAACUGUAGUCAGUACUCGAGUUGUAAAAAAAAAUAAUCAGGGGGGAUGGUGGAUUUUAUCAUAUGGGGACAGAUCAUUUGUGCUGAUUAAAAAUAAUAUAUUACAAAUAAUAGCAGUGACCAAAACACCUGCAGAAAUACUGCAGGAAUGACAUAGCAGCAGUUAAAUGCAGCCUUCUGUAAGCUUUAAAUAUCCACUGGACUUACAUCAAAUACAUCAAAACACAACAAUAAAAAACACUUUUCUGAACUUAUCAAUAUGACUCUGUCCUUCACAGGAUAAGUAAAUGGAUCACUGCAAAAACUCACAAUCUUAACAAGAAUAUUUGUCUUAUUUCUAGUUAAAAUGUCUCAUUUUAGUAAAAUAAAAUCUCAUUACACUUAAAACAAGACUCAUCACUGGAAAAAACAACAAUUUUCACCUGUUUCAAGUAGAUUUUCACUUGAAAUAAGUCGAAAAAUCUUCAGUGGAACAAGAUUUUUUUGCUUGUAAUAAGAAGAUAAAUCUUGUCCCACUGGCAGAUUUUCCUACUUAUUUCAAGUGAAAAUUUAUUUGAAACAGGUGAAUAUUGUCAAAUAAGUUAUUUUUCUGGUGAUGACUAAAUGCAGUAAAACUACAUUCAUUGAUGAAAUGACUUAAGGGAUGGAAAGGGGGGAUGGUAGUUUUACAGGGGGGAUGAUUUUGACCGUUUUUAUUUCAGGGGGGAUGCCAUCCCCCCUCCACUCCAGUACUGUAUAUAUAUAAAAAGACCGUCCCAGCUCAUUACCGCAGUAAUGUCAGUCCCACCCCCAUGUGGUCAGAAGUGGUAUUACUACAGAGUGGCUUUAAAGAUUCCUAUUUUAAUUUCAUUUGUGCUUUCAUAUUCAAACUGUGAAAAACAGCUGAACCUCAUCAUCAUCACCGCCAUCACCUUCCUCUGGGCUUCACCAAGUCGGUUUUGUCUCUCAGCAACUCUGUUUGCUUUAUUACGAAAUGCCAAACUUUUGUUUUCAUGUUUUUUUUUUCAGCUUCAGUAUAAAACUACUUGCUUGUUUAUUUUGUACUUUUUAUUGUGUGAAUCUGAUGUUUAGUAUAAAUAAUAUCCAGUAACCUUGAACACAACAUGCCUAAUUAUAAAUGAAAUCAUUUAGACAUAUUCACUUAAUGAGAUUACUCUUUAUGGUUGAUUCCUCAAAGUAUAUCCUAAUAUAUCAAAGCGUAAAAUGAAUCUGAAAAAAAAGGACUUUAGUAAAUUAACUUUUAAUACUGUACAUUUUCUAAGGGAGGUACUUAAAACGGUCUGUAGUAGAUGAACCUGAAAGGUUUUUACGUGAGGAUCUUUUAUGUUGCAUGUCUCUGUUGCUAAAUCAUGUUGGUGGGGUGGAGGGGUGAGGCCAAAGGUCACUAGUCUAGACAAAUGUGAAGAAGCUUCCUUUACUAUGACCACUAGAUCACUCACAGGUCGCAUCUCCUUCAGAGGAAAUAAAGCACUUUAAGUGU
Cololabis saira (Pacific saury) is the source of this 10583-nucleotide messenger RNA. RefSeq names its product zinc finger and BTB domain containing 37 (gene zbtb37). Gene Ontology annotation, molecular function: protein binding; DNA-binding transcription factor activity, RNA polymerase II-specific; RNA polymerase II cis-regulatory region sequence-specific DNA binding. Lineage: Eukaryota; Metazoa; Chordata; Actinopteri; Beloniformes; Belonidae. The record is from RefSeq and is a predicted model, not a curated record. The transcript is spliced from 4 exons. The coding region runs from base 344 to 1876 and encodes 510 amino acids. Gene Ontology annotation, biological process: regulation of transcription by RNA polymerase II.